GCAUGAAAAUAUAGUUGCCCUGGAAGACAUCUAUGAGAGUCCAAACCAUUUAUAUCUGGUCAUGCAAUUAGUGUCUGGGGGAGAGCUUUUUGACCGCAUCGUCGAGAAAGGGUUCUACACUGAGAAGGAUGCCAGCACCCUGAUCCGGCAGGUCCUGGAUGCUGUCUACUACCUGCACCGAAUGGGCAUCGUGCACAGGGACCUCAAGCCCGAGAACCUGCUUUACUACAGCCAGGAUGAAGAGUCUAAAAUCAUGAUCAGUGACUUUGGAUUGUCAAAGAUGGAGGGUAAAGGAGAUGUGAUGUCCACAGCCUGCGGGACUCCUGGCUAUGUUGCUCCUGAAGUGCUGGCCCAGAAACCCUACAGCAAAGCCGUGGACUGCUGGUCUAUUGGGGUCAUCGCAUACAUCCUGCUCUGUGGGUAUCCUCCUUUCUAUGAUGAAAAUGACUCCAAACUCUUUGAGCAGAUCCUUAAGGCGGAGUAUGAGUUUGACUCUCCAUAUUGGGAUGACAUCUCCGAGUCUGCUAAAGACUUCAUUCGGAAUUUGAUGGAGAAGGACCCAAAUAAAAGAUACACCUGUGAGCAAGCAGCACGGCACCCUUGGAUCGCUGGUGAUACAGCACUCAACAAAAACAUCCAUGAGUCAGUCAGCGCUCAGAUCCGGAAGAACUUUGCAAAAAGCAAAUGGAGACAAGCGUUCAACGCCACAGCAGUCGUGCGACACAUGAGACGGUUACACCUCGGCAGCAGCCUGGACAGCGCGAGCACCAGCGUCUCAAGCACCCUCAGCCUCGCCCCGGCGCUUCCCGACGCAGCCACGCGGAAAGAUUAGUCACAGAGGCCAUCUCUGAUGCCAACAGCAGUGCUCUUGCUUGGAAAACAAACAAA
Messenger RNA from Egretta garzetta (little egret), 888 nucleotides. It is a transcript of the gene CAMK1D, whose product is annotated as calcium/calmodulin dependent protein kinase ID. Gene Ontology annotation, cellular component: intracellular anatomical structure. NCBI's taxonomy places the organism in Eukaryota, Metazoa, Chordata, Aves, Pelecaniformes, Ardeidae. Bases 62 to 832 code for a protein of 256 amino acids. Gene Ontology annotation, molecular function: calcium/calmodulin-dependent protein kinase activity; ATP binding; calmodulin binding. The record is from RefSeq and is a predicted model, not a curated record. The transcript has 9 exons. Gene Ontology annotation, biological process: peptidyl-serine phosphorylation.